Molecule: messenger RNA, 1366 nt
Organism: Exaiptasia diaphana
Lineage: Eukaryota; Metazoa; Cnidaria; Anthozoa; Actiniaria; Aiptasiidae
Product: protein Tob2
Exons: 2
Coding region: 100-888 (262 amino acids)
Biological process (GO): regulation of gene expression
Cellular component (GO): cytoplasm; nucleus
Molecular function (GO): transcription corepressor activity
Source: RefSeq, a predicted model, not a curated record
AGCGUUCUUUCCUGCGUUUGGACAGGCGAGGGGCAGUAGUUUACUUUGUUACUAGACUUUUACUUUAGAAAUUUAGGCUAAAACACAUAGACUGACGAUAUGGAGCUUGAAAUACAAGUUUCUGUGAAUUUUCUGAUGAACUACCUCUACAAUAAACUACCUAGGCGAAGAGUUGAUCUCUUCGGCGAAGAACUUGCCAAGAAACUCACCCAGAAAUUUGAAGGUCAUUGGUAUCCUGAAAAACCUCAAAAAGGAAGUGCCUACCGUUGUAUUCUUAUUUCUGAACAACUAGACCCUGUGCUUGUCGAUGCUGCUAAAGAGAGUGGUCUAAAAGUCGAAGAUGUUAAAGCGAAUUUGCCAGAAAAGUUGUGUCUAUGGAUCGAUCCUCACGAAGUCUCUUACAGAAUCGGCGARCAAGGCUCGGUUAGUUCAAUUUAUAAGAAAGAAACAACUUCAUUUGCCGACGAAAUAUCUGACGCUGAGACAGCGAGAUGGGUUGGUCUUUUGAACGGCCAUAACGCCACAAGAACCAAGUCGUUCGAAAGAAGUGCCGAACGAUCUUCGCCUUCGUUCUCGAAUGGCUCUUCCUCUUCGUCUCCUUCACCUGUUAUGGGCCAAUCAUUUGCUCCUUAUUUUGCUUGGAGUACAGCCGAAGAUGUAGCUAGAAAGCCCCGGUCAAAAGUGCCCAGAAUUCCAUCUCCCCUUUCGCCAAACGCGCAAGAAUUCAGCCCCAUCAAGCCCAUUGGUCGUCCGUGGACCUUCCCGAGGACAGAGCGACAUCAAGAUGGCAGGCGAAAUUCGCCUGUUCCUUCUAACCUAGACUGGCUAGCUUUUACAGAUAUGCCAUACAGGGACAAUUUUCACCAUCAGAUGCCAAUAAUGGCUUAGGUAAAAUAUCUUAAAUUUACUGAAGAARAAAUAAGAGUGCUGCAUAGCCGAUAUUUAUAUACAAGUGAAAAAUGAUGGAGGGCUUUAUUGUAAAUUCAUAUAAAGUUCGUUUCUAAAAAAUUGCGUUCUUUGUAAAAAAAAGUCGCCUCAGUCGAAUUUAUAGACAUUGUCUAAAGAUAUACAUUCACCGUAACUAUAUAUUGCUAAUAUUAUUUGACGAACGGUAUUUCUGUAAAAAAAAUUGUUAUUAAGGUUUUUCCCUCUUUGUAUGAAAGUAAUUUUGUAUAUAAAAUGCAUUUGGUUUUGUUUUAAUUCCAAAGAAAAUUGUGAAUAGAAGUUACAUAUUGCUUUAAAAAGCAGAAAUAUUACUAUAUAAACUUAUUUUAUUGAAAUAAAUGAAAAAAACUUGUUUUAAGGUUUAUAUUGAAAAUGUAUUGUUUCUAGAAGAUACUAAAUAAAAAAGGUUUGCAGGUUUGAA